Ectocarpus sp. CCAP 1310/34 is the source of this 1807-nucleotide messenger RNA. Lineage: Eukaryota; Phaeophyceae; Ectocarpales; Ectocarpaceae. The record is from the annotation of a GenBank genome assembly.
AUGAACCCAUCGCAAGCGGACCCCGAAACCCGGCGGCAACGCCACCAACAGCAGGAGCAGCAGCAGCUGCAAGCCCGCUGGCGAGAGGACGACUUGGCCGACCCCGAACCCCUGGACUACGUGAGGAAGGCGUGCUCGAGAUGGAGGGCCAACGUCGCCGACGAACUCAGAGCCCUGGCCGCGGAGAGGGGGGGAAGAUUUGCGAGGCCGAGAGCUGGCGGUAGUCCGGCGGCGGCGGGGGUCGGGGAUGGCGAGGGCAGCCGGGGGGGUCCCGGGGCUGGGGGCGGGAGCGGUGGCGGCGGUGGAGCAGACAGCAACAACAGAGGCCGGAGAGAUAGCGGCGCAUCGAACGCCGCCGCCGCUGCAAACGCGGGGACGGGCGGCUUCCUGUUCGACUCAGCCGACCUCCUCGACGCAGUGAGCGCCAUCCGCUCCCCGAACCGUUCCGACUUUUUGCCCGUGGAGGAGGAAUGGGGAAUGGUGCAUUUGCAACUGCGGGUCAAGUCUUUGGAAGAGCUCCGGGAAUCAUACCGAGAACUGUCGCCGGAGUUGCGCCAGACCGGUCUGGAUGACCGAGGGGGCUUCGGCGAGGAUAGGUUCACGGCGGAGAGACUGUCGCAAGGCCGAAAGAUCCUCAAGGCCGGCUUUGCGCCGGAGGCGAUGGAGUAUGCCAGGAGAGGGGUGGCCGACUCGCUCCGGCCAGCGGUGUGGAGGGCGAUACUCGGGCUCCCAAAGGCAAGCAAACAAGCGCUAACCCCGCAAGACUUGGAGUAUUUCGCAGGCCUCAUGUCGGAGGUGGACCGGACGGAGCUGGUGACCGACGAGCUGUACGGCCUGGACGUGCAGUUCAUCAGCGACGACGACAAGUACUUUCCCUUCGAGGAAACCUUGCACGACGUCAUCCUGGCGUUCUCAAGGGACCCUUGGGUCCUCCGGCACAGCGAAGCCACCCUUCACGACCUCGUCCCUAUCGGGGAAGGAGCGGUGGGGGCUGACGACUGGGCGUUUUUGAGCGGUGCGGGGGCUGGGGGCUACUGUCCCCCGUGCGGUGUGCAGCCAUUUCGGGGGCUCGUGAACUACGCGGCAGUACUGUGCUUCUUGUUCGAAGAGAGGGAGGCCGUAUAUUUCACCCUCAGGACCAUGUUCGCCAGGUUCUGGUGCAGGCUGAACGCCGUGCGCUCCGGCCCCGGCAUGCUGCUCCGCCUGCUCAAGCUCUUCGAGCGGCACCACCCGCGGCUCGUGCGGAAGCUGCUGCAGCUGGGCGUGCAGCCGCUGCAGCUGGCCAUGCCCUGGAUACAGUUCGGCUUCGUGACCUACCUGGAGGCAGACCAGGCAAGCUUAUGCACCACAGCGUGUAGCUCUUCGCCCUGUGACCUUGUGCUGCUGCUGUGGGAUAGACUGCUGGGGUACGACUCCCUCGAUCUCUUGUCGGUUCUCGCCGCCUCGGUGUUGGUGUUUAGAGCAAAGCUGGUGCUGCAGGUUUCAGACGCUGCUGCGGUGAUGGAGAUAUUCUCAGACGGGCGACAACUGGAAGUCGUGCCGCUUCUCCAGGCCUUCAUGUUUCCGGCGUGGUGAACCAGUGGAGUGAAAUCGAUGACCAAAGCACGCCACUUGGACUAGCGUGGGAGCUUGUACUUUCCCCGUUUUGCGCAGUCUCGUUUGCUGCGGUAGAUGGUUCUACGCUAGGCCGUUGGUGACGUCGGUGGCUUUUGGGAAGUACUCAUUUUCUACUGGCGCCAAGAUGUCUCGUGGGUCAAAUCAUUUGUUCGGAGGAAUGACAGCACUUGCAAACCUCUCACGAUUGCGA